Paramuricea clavata is the source of this 829-nucleotide messenger RNA. Lineage: Eukaryota; Metazoa; Cnidaria; Anthozoa; Malacalcyonacea; Plexauridae. The record is from the annotation of a GenBank genome assembly.
AAAGCAUUUCAAUCUGGUCUCAUCUGGCCGAAGGAAGUUCAAGAAUCCACUACAAGUACACAUUUUAAACAAAUAUAUCUGUUUACAAAAGAGGUAAGGUUAAAGCAGUAUUUAAGCUAUACCUAUUACCUAUAUCUGAUUUUUUAUCUAGCGAUUAUUCACACCUAUUCAUUUACGUUCGUAGAAAGCAUUUCAAUCUGGUCUCAUCUGGCCGAAGGAAGUUCAAGAAUCCACUACAAGUACACAUUUUAAACAAAUAUAUCUGUUUACAAAAGAGGUAAGGUUAAAGCAGUAUUUAAGCUAUACCUAUUACCUAUAUCUGAUUUUUUAUCUAGCGAUUAUUCACACCUAUUCAUUUACGUUCGUAGAAAGCAUUUCAAUCUGGUCUCAUCUGGCCGAAGGAAGUUCAAGAAUCCACUACAAGUACACAUUUUAAACAAAUAUAUCUGUUUACAAAAGAGGUAAGGUUAAAGCAGUAUUUAAGCUAUACCUAUUACCUAUAUCUGAUUUUUUAUCUAGCGAUUAUUCACACCUAUUCAUUUACGUUCGUAGAAAGCAUUUCAAUCUGGUCUCAUCUGGCCGAAGGAAGUUCAAGAAUCCACUACAAGUACACAUUUUAAACAAAUAUAUCUGUUUACAAAAGAGGUAAGGUUAAAGCAGUAUUUAAGCUAUACCUAUUACCUAUAUCUGAUUUUUUAUCUAGCGAUUAUUCACACCUAUUCAUUUACGUUCGUAGAAAGCAUUUCAAUCUGGUCUCAUCUGGCCGAAGGAAGUUCAAGAAUCCACUACAAGUACACAUUUUAAACAAAUAUAUCUGUUUACAAAAGAG